AUGAUCAAACCCAUGUCGUCAAAUAAACAUGGAACUAUUAUCACGUUCAUAAUGAACAAGGGGUUUCGUAUUGUACGAAUGAAAAACGGAAAGAUCAGCAAAGAUUUUGCUACGAAGCUUUAUAAACAUAUGGUGGGGGAAGGUAUGCUCCCUAUUAUAAUUGACUACGUCACUAGUGGUGAAGUUAUAGGUCUAGAACUUGUUGGCCCCAACGCAAUAGCAGAAUGGCGUCGGUGUCUAGGUGCAACAGACCCUGCAAAUGCUGAACCUGGCACACUCAGACAAAUAUUCGGGGAAAAUAUUCUCAGAAAUGCCGCUCAUGGCUGUAUUUCAGUAGAUGACGCUGCAGAGAUGUUAGAGUUAUAUUUUGGUUACGAAAAUGGCCUGCCACGAAUACCAUUUAGAGCAACGUAUCAAAAUUGUACUUGUUGCGUGAUCAAACCACACGUAUUGUUAGACGGUAACGUCGGAGCAGUUCUCGAACAAAUUACAAAUACAGGAAAGUUCCGUAUUACCGCUAUGGCUAUGUUUUCCGUUAAAUUAACUGAUGCUCAGGAGUUCUAUGAAAUAUAUAAAGGAGUUUUACCCGCAUUCGAGGGUAUGUGUAUACACCUGGCCGAAGGAAAAUGUGUAGUAUUGGAAAUUCAAAGCAUAGACCCUAAUUUGAACUGUGUUUCUGAAUUCAGACAAUUAGCCGGCCCUCGAGAUCCGGUAAGAUUGUUUGGGUACCUGAGAGCUAAGUAUCUAUCUAUAGUAUUAAUUACUUACGUCUUGUCUUCCUUAAGUGGAAUUCACAACUUUUAUGGAAGUCUAAAUACAACAACACAAGCAGAAAACUAA
Molecule: messenger RNA, 840 nt
Organism: Spodoptera littoralis (African cotton leafworm)
Lineage: Eukaryota; Metazoa; Arthropoda; Insecta; Lepidoptera; Noctuidae
Source: the annotation of a GenBank genome assembly